Messenger RNA from Salvelinus sp. IW2-2015, 8498 nucleotides. Its product is annotated as dnaJ homolog subfamily C member 13. The record is from RefSeq and is a predicted model, not a curated record. NCBI's taxonomy places the organism in Eukaryota, Metazoa, Chordata, Actinopteri, Salmoniformes, Salmonidae. Gene Ontology annotation, cellular component: endosome membrane. Gene Ontology annotation, biological process: regulation of early endosome to late endosome transport; endosome organization; receptor-mediated endocytosis.
AGGAGUGCAGGUCACGUGGUCACAUCGAUGCCCAUCGCUAUUAUAAAAUUCCAUCCGUCUGGGCUGGAUUAAAUUAAUUAGGUGGAAGGGUUUGAUGCAUAAAAAAUCAUGUGCUCUGAUUCAGAACGGUUUCUUUUAGUUUAGAUGGCUCUAGCACUGGUUCUCUUUCAGAGGAAGAUUUAUGACUAACUUUAGGAUUAGUCAGCUAGCUCCUGUCUGGUUUGCUAUAGGCUGUGUCAGUGGUGAGUCAAGAGGGAAGAACACCCAUCAUAUACGUUGCCUAGGAAGUUUGUAUGAUACAGUUCUCCGUGAUUUCAUCUUUCCGUUAAAGAAGGGUUCGACUCGUCGUCUCUUGGGGACACACUGGUCUUUCAUAAGGACUUAUUUUGUUGCCCCUUGCUGCAGGCCGACAUGGAGAGGAAGGAAAAGAAAAGUCCGUUAUUUCCAGGAGGAUCUGAGCAGAGUGCUGACAAAGGUUCCCCCUGUGACACUGACAGUGCAGUGGCCAGCAGAGAGAGGUCUUGCCAGAAGAUGAAUGUCAUCAAAGACAACAGAGACCUGGCCUGUUUCUACACCACCAAACACUCCUGGAGGGGAAAGUACAAACGAGUCUUCUCUGUGGGCACUCAUGGCAUUACCACGUACAACCCCACCACGCUCGAAGUCACAAACCAGUGGCCGUACGGGGACAUCUGUGGCAUCACCCCGGUGGGAAAGGGCCAGGGCACCGAGUUCAACCUCACAUUCCGCAAGGGCAGUGGCAAAAAGUCAGAAACGCUCAAGUUCUCCACAGAGCACCGGACAGAGCUACUCACAGAGGCACUGAGAUUCAGGACAGACUUCUCGGAGGGAAAGAUAACUGGCAGGCGCUACAACUGUUACAAGCACCACUGGAGCGACACGCGGAAGUCGGUGAGCCUGGAGGUGACCCCGGGUGGCAUCGACCAGAUCGACCCCCAGACCAACCGGGUGAUAUGCUCCUACGACUACCGCUCCGUGGAGGGCUUCGCAGAGGUCAACGACUACCAGGGGGGCUUCUGCAUCCUCUAUGGGGGCUUCAGCCGCCUGCACCUGUUUGCGUCAGAGCACCGGGACGAGAUCAUCAAAAGCGCCAUUGAGCACGCGGGCAACUUCAUCGGCAUCACGCUGCGGCUGCGUAAGGACCCGCUGACCUUCGAGGACUUUGUGACGGACCGACUCGGGAAGUACGGCUCAGACGAGUCCAUCACCUCCCUGGCUGAGUUUGUGGUGCAGAAGAUCUCCCCACGCCACUCGGAGCCCGUCAAGAGGAUCCUGUGCCUGACAGAGACAUGUCUGGUGGAGAGAGAUCCAGCUUCCUACAACAUAGUCACCAUCAAGCCCUUUGGAGAGGUGUUUGCUCUCAUCUGCGAUGCGGAGAACCCCCAGGUGUUCACCAUAGAGUUCAUCAGAGGCCAGAUCAGGAAGUACUGCUCCACAGACAGGGACUCCCUGAUGGCCAGCCUGCUGGACGGGGUGCGUGCGUCGGGUAACAGGGACGUGUGUGUGAAGAUGGCCCCCACCCAGCGGGGCCAGCGCUGGGGCCUACUGAGCAUGCCUGUGGACGAGGAAGUGGAGAGCCUGCACCUCAAAUUUCUGGCAACGCCCCCUAAUGGAAACUUUGCAGACGCAGUGUUCAGAUUCAACGCUAACGUAUCUUACAGCGGUGUGCUGCACGCCGUCACCCAAGAUGGUCUGUUUUCAGAGAACAAGGAGAAGCUGAUAAGCAAUGCUGUCUUGGCCCUGCUGUCACAGGAGUGUGAGCUGCCGGGCCCCAACGCCGAGCUGGAGAGCCACUUCCAGGCACUCCGACGCCUGGUGGCCUCCAAGGCCGGCUUCCAGGCAUUCACACAGCUUCCCAAGUCGGGUCAAGGGUCUGGAUUCACAGAUGGAACGUUCCGGGAGAAGUUGGGGGUGAAAACGGUGAAAGCUCUGAAGAGGAACAACAACGGAGUGACACACGCCGCCGUAGACAUGCUCUGUGCUCUUAUGUGUCCGAUGCACGAUGACUAUGACCUGCGACAGGAGCAACUGAACAAGGCCUCCCUGAUGUCCUCCAAGAAGUUCCUGGAGAACCUUCUAGAGAAGUUCGUCAGCAACGUGAACCACGGCACGGGGGCUCUGGUGAUCAGCUCGCUGCUGGACUUCCUGACUUUUGCCCUGUGCGCACCCUACAGCGAGACCAGCGAGGGACAGCAGUUUGACAUGCUGCUGGAGAUGGUGGCCUCCAACGGACGCACCCUCUUCAAACUCUUCCAGCACCCCUCUAUGGCCAUUGUGAAGGGAGCGGGCCUGGUGAUGAAGGCCAUCAUCGAGGAGGGGGAUAAGGAGAUAGCCACUAAGAUGCAGGAACUGGCUCUGAGUGAGGGAGCCCUACCCAGACACCUGCACACCUCUAUGUUCACCAUCAGCUCAGACCAGAGGAUGCUCACCAACAGGCAGCUGAGUCGUCACCUGGUGGGCUUGUGGACAGCAGAGAACCCCAUCGCCAUGAGCCUCCUCAAGAGAAUACUGCCGACGGGMCUGCUGGCGUACCUGGACAGCCCUGAUGCCGUCCCGGAGAAAGACGUGGACAGGAUGCACAUCCGGGACAAUGUCAAAAUCGCCACGGACCAAUUUGGUCAGCAAAAGGUGCCCGACUGGCAGCGGGUGGCGGGCAAGGCAGCCAAAGAGGUGGAGAAGUUUGCCAAGGAGAAGGCUGACAUCGUGCUAAUGCACUGGAGGGACAAAAUGGGUAUCGCCCAGAAGGAGGACAGAAAUAACCUGAACCCCAACCAAAAACCUGUCAUUCUGAGGAAGAGGAGACAGAGGAUCAAGAUCGAAGCCAACUGGGAGCUCUUCUACUACAGGUUCCAGUUGGACCACGCGCGGUCCAACCUCAUCUGGAACCUGAAGACGCGGGAGGAGCUGCGGGACGCUCUGGAGGGAGAGAUGAGGGCCUUUGGCGUGGACCGCGAGCUGGGCAACGCUAGCGUCAUCUCCUGGAACCACCAGGAGUUUGAGGUGAGGUACGAGUGUCUUUCGGAUGAGAUUAAGAUUGGUGAUUAUUACCUGCGUCUGCUGCUGGAAGAGGAUGAGACGGACGAGUCGGGGGCCAUCAAGAGAUCGUACGAGUUCUUCAAUGAGCUCUACCACCGUUUCCUGCUCACCCCCAAAGUCUCCAUGAAGUGCCUGUGCCUGCAGGCUCUCACCGUCGUCUAUGGGAAGUGCUGCGAGGAGAUCGGCCCCUUUACCGACACCAAGUACAUCGUUGGCAUGCUGGACCGGUCUACAGACAAACUGGAAAGAGACAGACUGAUCCUAUUCCUUAACAAACUCAUCCUCAACAAGAAAAAUGUGAAGGAGUUGAUGGACUCCAAUGGAGUCCGCAUCCUAGUAGACCUGCUCACCCUGGCCCACCUACACACCAGCCGAGCCACCGUCCCACUACAGAGCAACGUGAUCGAGGCCGGGGCAGACAUGAAGAGGGAGAGCGAGAAGGAGUGGUACUUUGGGAACGCAGACAAAGAGAGGAGGGGCCCCUUCAGUUUUGAAGAGAUGCAGGAGUUCUGGAGCAAUGGAGUGCUGACGGCCAAGACGAGGUGCUGGGCCCAGGGCAUGGACGGCUGGCGCCCCCUGCAGGCCAUCCCGCAACUCAAGUGGUGCCUGCUGGCCAGCGGGCAGGCGGUGAUGAACGAGACGGACCUGGCCACGCUCAUCCUCAACAUGCUCAUCACCAUGUGCUCCUACUACCCCAGCAGGGACCAGGACAAUGCCAUUAUUCGUCCCUUACCCAAGAUCAAGAGAAUGGUCAGCGAUAACACCUGCCUCCCUCACAUUGUCCAGCUGCUGCUGACCUUUGACCCCAUCCUGGUGGAGAAGGUGGCCAACGUGCUGUACCUGGUGAUGCAGGACAACCCCAACCUGCAGCGCCUCUACCUCACCGGCAUCUUCUUCUUCAUUAUGAUGUACACCGGCUCCAACGUGCUGCCUGUGGCCAGGUUCCUGAAGUACUGUCACCUGAAGCAGGCCUUCAAGUCAGAGGAGGCCAAAGGUACAGACAUCGUCCAGCGCAGUGUGCUGGGGCCGGUGAUGCCUGAGGCCAUGGUGUGUUACCUGGAGAACUACGAGGCAGAACGCUUCUCCGAGAUCUUCCUGGGAGAGUUUGACACGCCAGAGGCCAUCUGGAGCAGCGAGAUGAGGCGGAUGAUGAUUGAGAAAAUCGCGACCCACCUGGCUGACUUCAGCCCACGGCUGUACAGCAACACACGAGCCCUCUACCAGUACUGCCCCAUCCCUGUAGUCAGCUUCCCCCAGCUGGAGAACGAGCUCUUCUGUAACAUCUACUACCUCCGCCACCUGUGUGACGCCAACCGCUUCCCCAACUGGCCCAUCCGAGAGCCCGUGAAGCUGCUGAAGGACACCCUGGAGGCCUGGAAGAGGGAGGUGGAGAAGAAGCCUCCCUCCAUGUCUGUGGACGACGCCUACGAAGUCCUCAACCUGCCCAAGGGACAGGGACAACAUGAGGAGAGUAAGAUCAGGAAGGCCUACUUCAGACUGGCCCAGAAGUACCACCCGGACAAGAACCCAGAGGGCAGGGAUAUGUUUGAGAAGGUCAACAAGGCCUAUGAAUUCCUGUGCACCAAGUCGUCCCGCAUCAUCGACGGCCCCGACCCCGAGAACAUCAUCCUCAUCCUCAAAGCCCAGAGCAUCCUCUUCAACAGACACAAACAAGAACUGGAACCCUACAAGUAUGCCGGCUACCCCAUGCUCAUCAAGACCAUCACCAUGGAGACGGGUGAUGAGCAGCUGUUCUCCAAGACUUCCCCCCUGCUCCCGGCUGCAAUCGAGCUGGCCUUCCACACGGUCAACUGCUCCGCCCUAAACGCUGAGGAACUACGCAGAGAAAGUGGCAUCGAGAUUCUGUUGGAUGCGCUAUCCCGGUGUGUUGCUGUUUUAACCGCUUCCAGCAAGUCUGAUGACAUGGCUGUUCAAGUGUGCGGCCAGGUGUGUAAGUGCUACAGUGUAGCGGCUCAGUUUGAGGAGUGCCGGGAAAAGAUCAUCGAGCUCCCCAACAUCAUCAGGGACCUCUGUCACGUGCUCUACUAUGGGAAGGGUCUCCCGCGGACGGCGGCGCUGGCCGUGCAGUGCGUCAGCUCCUUCGCUGUGGAUUACUUCCUGCAGACGCACCUGUACCACGCCGGCGUGCUCUGGCACCUCCUGGUGCACCUGUUCAACUACGACUACACGCUGGAGGAGAGCGGCGUGGCCACCAGCCAGGAUACCAACCAGCAGGAGGUGGCCAACAGCCUGGCCAAGCUCAGCCUAGUGGCCCUUAGCCGUCUGGGGGGCUACGCCCCACCCACCGGAGAGGGAGGUGUAGUGGAGACUAACGGAGUGGAGGGGCAACCCCCGGAGAACCCGACGAUUCGUAAGAGCCUGGCAGCCAUGCUCACACCCUAUAUUUCGAGGAGGUUAGGGUCGGCGGUACCGGCUGAGGUGUUGAAGCUGCUGAACAGUAACUCUGAGAAUCCCUACCUUAUCUGGAACAACGGGACCCGGGCCGAGCUGCUGGAAUUCCUGGAGGCCCAGCAGGAGGGCAACAUCAGGAGGGGGGAGAACGAUAAGAGCUUUGGCUCAGAGUUUGUGUUCAGCGACCACGGUAAAGAGCUGAUCGUGGGCGAGAUCUUUGUCAGGGUCUACAACGAGCAGCCUGCCUAUCCUCUGGAGUACCCCAAGGCAUUUGCAGCCAGCCUGCUGGACUACGUGGGCUCCCAGGCCCAGUACCUCACCACCCUGCUGGCCAUGUCCCAGAGCAACAAGGUGGAGUCCCAGCAGCAUGCCGAGAGGCUCCGCUGGGCCGAGAUGGCCCUGGAGGCCCUCCGCAACGUCAUCAAGAACAACCCAGGUUCGGAGACGGAGUGCAUCGGCCAUUUCAAGCUGCUGUUCUCCUUGUUACGGGUUCACGGGGCUGGGAAGGUACAGCAGCUCGCUCUGGAGGUUGUGAACACGGUCACCUCCAACCAGGACUGUGUGGCCAACAUCGCUGAGUCCCUGGUGCUGUCCAACUUACUGGUGCUACUUCACUCUCUGCCCUCCAGCCGGCAGCUUGUACUGGAAACUUUAUACGCCUUGACCUCCAACACCAAGAUAGUCAAAGAAGCUAUGACUAAGGGUGCGUUGAUCUACCUGCUCGACCUCUUCUGUAACUCCACCCACCCCCAGGUGCGCUCCCAGACGGCCGAGCUCUUCUCCAAAAUGACCUCUGACAAGCUGGUGGGGCCAAAGGUGCGGCUGACUCUGAUGCGUUUCCUGCCGGGCGUGUUCAUGGACGCCAUGCGGGACAACGCGGAGGCGGCAGUGCACAUCUUCGAGGGGACGCACGAGAACCCUGAGCUCAUCUGGAACGACGGCUCCCGGGAGACUGUCUCCACCACCGUCCGUGAGAUGAUGCUCGAGCACUUCAAACAGCAAAAGGAUAAUCCUGAUGUUAACUGGAGACUUCCAGAGGAGUUCACGGUGGCGUAUGGGGCGGGGCAGGGUGAGCUGGCGGUGGGCGGAGUCUUCCUGCGUAUCUUCAUCGCUCAGCCAGGCUGGGUGCUGCGCAAACCCAGGGAGUUCCUAGUGUCCCUCCUGGAGACCCUUACUGAGCUGUACGAGAAAAACAACCCCAAUGGUGAGGCCCUGGAGACGGUUACCACGGCGGCGGUGUGUUUGUUCAGCACACAGACCCAGCUGUGUGACCAGGUCCCUCCCCUGGGCCACCUGCCUCGCAUCCUGGCUGCGCUGACCCACAAGAACAACGCCGUGCCCAAGAGCUCCAUCCGCCUCAUCCACGUGCUGUCGGACAACGAACAAUGUGUGCGCUCCAUGGCCUCUCUGGAGACCAUCGGUCCUCUGAUGAGCGGGAUGAAGAUGAGGGCAGACAUGGCAGGACUGGCCUGCGAGGCGCUCAACCGCAUGUUCCAGAGAGAGCAGACUGACCUGGUGGCUCAGGCCCUACGAGUGGAUUUGGUGCCGUACCUUCUGCGGCUACUGGAAGGGAUCGGGCUGGAGACCUUAGACAACCCCUCGGCCACCAAGGCUCAGAUCGUCAAGGCUCUCAAGUCCAUGACACGCAGUCUGCAGUAUGGCGAACAGGUGAAUGAAAUCUUGGCUCGGUCCACUGUGUGGAGUGCCUUCAAAGACCAGAAACAUGACCUAUUCAUCUCCGAGUCCCAGACCGCUGGGUACCUCACAGGUCCAGGUGUAGCAGGCUACCUUACAGCAGGAACCGGCUCCACAGUGCUGCCCAGCGUUCCGCCCCCUGUGGACAAUGACAUUGGAGACUCAGGCUGAUUUGACUGACAGACGGAGAGAGAGAAGUGCUCAGGCAUCCAGACUACCCUGUGGCUCACAGGCUGCAGCUCAGAGAGACUGCUCAGGGCUCUAGAGGGAGGAAGGAGAGGGGGCCAUCACAGACUAUCAUUGACUGUCUCCAAAAUGUCUGCCCUCAAACCCUUAAAAUGUCACUCUCCUUCCCCGCCUCCAAACAGCACUCGUUGUAAACCUUUGUUUGAUUGUUUUAAAGCAAAUGAUAACACUUGUCAUCGAGUCGACCUUUUUUUUUUCUUCUGUUUUUCCGCUUUGUUUUUUCCAAUGAGACAAAUAGUUUACUUUUGUAUGAAUAUAUUUUUUAAUCUUAAUUGUUUUGUGUGGGGGGAAAGACGAACAGAAGAAAAUUUGGACCUACCUCCCUCCAUUUUCUUCUCCUUCCUCUCUCCAUCAUGCCCGGUCUCACUGCUCUGCCUGGCAGCACAUACCCUCACAGAUCACAGCCACGAGUCCUGAAGGAGGGUACAUUAUGUGUAUCCGGCCUGAACAUGUGAUCACUGGAAAAAGAUGAACUUAAUCUCCUCCGAUCACCUGUUUACAGGACCAGUCAAACCUUUCCUAAUUUUAUAAUAUGUUUUAGUGUCGUAUGGAAAAGGUUGAAAAAUGUUGUAAGGAGGAACUCAAAGAACUGUGGUGUAUUAUUGCUCUGGACCCCCCUCCCCUCCCCUCCUCUAAAGGGAACAGCGCCGGGGACUUUGAGACAGAUGCUGACGUCUAGUCUUGCCCUGUCUACCCCUUUUUGAAGUGGUCACAUGUGCGUUCAUUGUCUCCUUUCUGUAUUACCCCAAUCAUGAUGAUCCUGCUCCAUACUUUGCUCUGCUCACUCUCUUUGAAGUUUGACCUUUCUGCCACCACCAACAAAAUAUUUUUUGUUAUUUUCCUUCCCCAGAAUGCAAAAAGCACUCUAAUAUUUAUAGGUAAAUAACGGUCUUUACCAAUUCAAAUGAGCUUCUGCUGAGACAUGAGGAAUGAUGCUGACUCUGAUUAUAAAUAUAUGUGAAAGACUAGUGCAAUUGUGAAAUGUUCAAUGUAAUAUGACAAACUUUCUAUAUUGAAUGUACAUUUUAAAAGAAUCAGUCGCACUUGUAAAUACAAUUUUAGGAAAUAAAAAGGGAAUCCACACUUGU